ACAUGAUUGUAGCCCGACUGAUGAAGAACCUUCGUCCCCAAUCCAUGUCUCGCAAGUGGCGAGCUUUACUGCCCCCUCGCCACCGGGGCUAAUCAACAGCUCUAUGGCGCCCCUAAUCCCGUCCUGUCCCUGCAGACCACACUCCUACGUACACACUUGCGCUCGGUACUAAAUCGCACCAUCCUGCCAUCAUCGCUCCCUCCCGUACACUUGCUCAUAGAUUUAAUCCCCUAUUAACCCAGAUCAAACCUAACCGUGCUGUGUGCCACAGCUCCAUGCUUCACUCACAAGCCACAGGUCACCAGAAUAGCAGUGAGUCUCCUGCUGAUGCUAUGCCAUUAGAAAGAAGCUUUUGGCGUUGCCAUCAUGCUCGCUUUCACUCGCCCAACUAAAAUGUCCCCAUGCUGUCCCUGUCUUACGCUACCGCUCUUAUUUCCAGCUGCCAUGACGACAAGUGUUUCGCGCCGCGAAGCUUUUCUCCUCCUGCUGCUGCUGCAGCUCCUCGCCGCGACCGUUGCGCUUGCCGUUCCGCAGCAGCAGGAGCUGCAGCUGCAGGAUACCGUCCUGCUUGACGACGUCGUGCAGGAGGCCGCGGAGGAGUGGUACCACGGGAGGCACCGGAGGACGGGCGUCGCGUACCCGCUCGCCCUCCCGGGGAGCCUGUCGGGCGUCGAGGCCACCGUGGCGCGGUUCCGCUCCGGCAGCCUGCGGAGGUACGGCGUCCGCCGGUUCGGGGAGUUCACCGUGCCGCCAGGCCUCGCCGUGCGCGGCCGCGCCGCGCACUUGAUCGCGGUGCGCGUCAACCUGGGGAACCUCUCGUCCGUCUACGACGACUACGCCGUGGGCGCCGGCUACCGCCUCGCGUCGCCGGUGGUCGGGCUCAUGUUCUACGGCCUGGUGCGGCGCAACGGCACGGCGGCGCUGGAGAUCGACCUGACGGACGCCGCCAUCCGCGUCAACUUCUCGGUGGCCGUGCCCGCGCUCCAGCCGGGGGCCGCGGCGCUCUGCAUGGCCGUGGGGCUCAACAGCAGCAUCACCGUGACGGACGUGGAGGAGGGGACCAACAUCUGCCACGCAUCGGACCAGGGCCACUUCGCGCUCGUCGUCGGGGGAGUGAGCGACGGCGGCGGCGGCGGCGGGGAGGCGGACAUCGGGGAGGUGAGCAAGUGGAAGCUGGCGCUGUUCGGCGCGGCGCUGGGCGCGGGCGGCACCGUGCUGCUGGGGAUGGUCGCCGUGGCCGUGGUGAGCAUCCAGCGGCGCAAGUCGGAGGUGGCGGAGAUGGAGCGGCGCGCCUACGAGGAGGAGGCGCUGCGCGUGUCCAUGGUCGGCCACGUGCGCGCGCCGUCGGCGGCCGGGUCCCGCACCACGCCGGACGAGCUGGAGACCGAGUACUGCGCCACAUUGUGACACGGUUCAGGCAGGAACUUGGAAGUAAAAGAAUUGCUUGUAGUUUAAAAUUUAUUUUUGUCUAGUAACUUUGAUCGACAUUCUUUAUGUAAAAUUGUCAGUGGUAAUACCUUGAUUGAAAUAAUGGAGGAGGUAAACUCGGGGUACUAGUUUGUACUAGCUGUACUUACACAGUCUUAAGUUAUUUGUAGUUCCUGUGUCUUGUAAGUAUCAACACUGUAAUUCCCUGUGUCUUUCUGUUAACAACAUGCUUGUCCAUUCUUUCAUGGACACCUAUUCC
This is a messenger RNA of Panicum virgatum (switchgrass), 1687 nucleotides long. RefSeq lists its product as uncharacterized. The transcript has a single exon. Gene Ontology annotation, cellular component: membrane. Bases 367 to 1407 code for a protein of 346 amino acids. The record is from RefSeq and is a predicted model, not a curated record. NCBI's taxonomy places the organism in Eukaryota, Viridiplantae, Streptophyta, Magnoliopsida, Poales, Poaceae.